AUGGCUGGAGAGGGAGAACGAACAGCCGGUCAGCGCGUGAAAAUCGUCCGACUGCAGCAAAAACUGCGGGAAGUGACAGACAGAAACGAAUCCCUGGAGCUGCAAGUGAAUAUCCUCCGCAGGCGCCUCAGCGAGCAGGAAGAGCCACGUGCAACCUCGCCCAGACGCCCGGCUACUUCGCUGACAAACGCGGACAGACAGAGGAGAAGGGUCACCAAGCAGGUGGAACAGAUGCGUGCGGAAAUACUGUCUCUACAGGCGGAGAACCUGCAACUCAAGGCUCAGGCUCUGACUGAGAAUAAAAAUUCGUUGGCAGCCAUUGGGAAGGCCAAGGUGUUGCAUGCAGCAGAAACCCGCGCUCGGGAGCUGCAAAAUCGGUGUGAGCGUCAGGCCGAGGAACUGGAGAGUCUUCGUCGAAAGCUUGUGUCUGCAGAGACUUCCGCAAGUGAGGAGAAGCAGGCACGUAACGAGCAGUCCAACUCAGUGACCACCCAGCUGACGGAAUAUCGAACGGCUCUGGACGCAGCCAGGAAGACCGAAAAGCAGGCAAGCAAAUUUGCCAUUCAUUGGGUUGGCGAUGGUUCAGCGCGAACAAGCAGUGUGUGUGUCAAAACUGGCGCCAACGCCCUGCGUGUUCUGUUGGGCCACGCGAUGUCAUUCCAUUCUUUAAUGUCAACACUGCAUCCGUCUUCACAGAAGCACUUACAAUUAACACACUCUUUUAUCCCGCUGUCUCUUUAA
Messenger RNA from Dibothriocephalus latus, 741 nucleotides. The record is from the annotation of a GenBank genome assembly. NCBI's taxonomy places the organism in Eukaryota, Metazoa, Platyhelminthes, Cestoda, Diphyllobothriidea, Diphyllobothriidae.